Molecule: messenger RNA, 1368 nt
Organism: Daldinia caldariorum
Lineage: Eukaryota; Fungi; Ascomycota; Sordariomycetes; Xylariales; Hypoxylaceae
Product: cyclin-like protein
Exons: 4
Coding region: 268-1203 (311 amino acids)
Biological process (GO): positive regulation of transcription by RNA polymerase II
Cellular component (GO): mediator complex; nucleus
Molecular function (GO): cyclin-dependent protein serine/threonine kinase regulator activity
Source: RefSeq, a predicted model, not a curated record
AGGUAUAAUACGGAUUACGUAAGAGGUACCUACUUACUGUCUAAGUACCUACCUAGAUCUUUUGUUCCCCAAUCCAUUGAAUCUUCAUCUUUCUUCAGCCUUGGCUUGUGUACAUGUAAGCCAUCCCCUUUCAGCCUCACAGGGCUGGGGUUCAACAAACCCCCAUCAUGUCCCUCAAUACCAGGUUUAUAUAAGCUUACUUAUCUCUCCUUUACCUCCGACCACACGUAGCGUCUUCUCAUAGACGUAAGAGACGUAAGAGACGUGAUGGCCGCCAACUACUGGGAGUCAACCCAGAGGCGCUUCUGGCAGUUCUCGAAAGAUGAACUUGCUCAGAUGCGUGACGAGCUGGAGAAAAGCGACCAGGCCCAGGCCCUGGUACAAAUGUUCCCUUUGCCACGGAGGACGCACCUGAAUAUAUAUUUUAACCAACAAAUCGGUCGUUUAGGAAAGAGACUCAACAUUAAACAACAGGCUAUUGCUACGGCCCAGCUAUACAUCAAGCGAUUCUAUUGCAAAGUUGAAAUUCGUCGCACGAACCCCUAUCUCGUCCUUACAACUGCGCUAUAUCUGGCUUGCAAGAUGGAAGAAUGUCCGCAGCAUAUCAGAAUGUUCGUUACGGAGGCGCGCUCUUUAUGGCCGGAUUUACUUCACGCCGAUGUUUCGCGGGUCGGCGAAUGCGAGUUUUUCCUCAUAUCCGAAAUGAACUCCCAACUAAUAGUCCACCAACCUUACCGGACAUUGACGACCCUUCAAUCCGAUUUCUUCCUUACUCAGGACGAAAUAAAUUUGGCGUUAUCCGUAAUUAACGACCACUACAUGACAGAUUUACCACUUUUAUACCCGCCACAUAUCAUUGCGCUCACGGCCAUUCUCCUUUCCCUGAUUCCCCGCCCGAACAAUAAUGCUAAUAUGGCGGCGGUAACGGCCGCAUUAACACAGGCCCAACAAAAUAGAUCUACCACCAGCACGAGCCAGAAUACCCCUGGUGCUUCCGAGAAAGAGAAGCAACAGGAUAUGCGAAUGAGCAAGAUACAGCGCUUCGCCGCCUUUCUCGCUGAGAGCACCGUUGAUAUCGAGGGCAUGAUAGACUGCACACAGGAGCUCAUUUCAUUCUACGAAUGCCACGAACAAUACAAUGACAAAAUUAUGCGUGAGCAAAUCAACAGAUUUGUCAAGGCGAGAGGGUUAGACAAGCACUAGGUGUGGCAACAUGAUCAAAAAAAUUAGCGUUGAGUGCGAUGGUGAGGACGAGAUGGAGAUUAUCCUUCCUGCAACAGUCCGCUUGACCAUUCGGUAAGCGGGGCACAAGUGCUAUGUAUCAAAAUGACGACACGUUAACAGCGAUGGGAUAUUGCUAUGUCUUAA